GCAGGCUGGCGCUUGAACCACAGUCCAGAGCGUGAGCUCCCGCCCGUCUGACCGCUGGAGAGCCACCGAACUACGGGGAAGCCAGAACCGAGCUGAACCGGCGCAGCAAGGUGGGACUGCCAUGUGUGACGGAGGGGUGAGUGAGUGAGGCGAUGGGCUGUACCUCGGCGAAGCAGGUGUCGGCCGUGUCCAGCGACGAGGAGGGGCGCGGCAAGGCCUACAGCAACGGGGACGUCUUCACCGAUGAGUAUAAGAUGAAAGGAGUGGAGGAGGUGAAGUACAUGUGUGGGGAGGAGGAGAGAGUGAACACACGCAACCAGGAGAACCUGGAAAAGAGUGCAAUUUCAUACAGGGGAAAACAUAAGGAGCUCACAGGAGCCAAUGGCAACAAGACAACUAUUCACACGUCAGAGAGCCAGCAGGAGUUCUUCAGGAUGCUGGAUGAAAAGAUUGAGAAGGGACGGGACUACUGCUCUGACGAAGAGGACGAAGUAACAUAGCACACUAACCUCAGAUGCUACGUGAGGGUGUGCGUGUCAGAGAGAACGUGUGUAUGCCUGCGUGUGAGGGUGCAUGCCCGUGUGUGUGUGAGCGAGAGGCAGUUUGUGCAUAUGAGAGAGUGUGUGCGCCGUGUUCAUGGGGCUUGUGUGUGUUAGUAAAAGAGUGUGAAAGAGAGAGGGAGAGUGAGUGUGCUGUGGGCUAUUGAAGCCUGCCUCCCCACAUUCCUGGCUCCUCUUCAGGACAGACCUACUCAGAGAGAGAGAGGGACGCCUGGACCCAGCUUUCAUUCCCCCUUCUGCUGGAGCUGGAGUUCACCUGUCUCUGGUUCCCCCUGCCCAGAGACACUUUUACCCUGCCCUGCAACACCUCCAACAUCUGCCCCCCCCCCCCCCGAAGGAGGAUAAGAGAGGGGCAAAGACAGGACACUGUAAGGAGGGAGGGGCAGACUGCACACCCCCCACUCCCUCCCCACUGCUAGUGAACUGAGAAUGAACUCUUGAGGGAUUCUGGGGAGGGCAGGGCAGCACAUACAGGUUUUCAGAUUUCAUUGGCUACAGCAAGAACACGAUGGGCUGUUGGAGGAAUCACUCCAGCCUUCUAAGGAACUUUUUUUUCCUUUAAAAUUGUAUCAUUUUUACAUUUUCUGUCCCUCUUUUCUGUCUGGCUUCUGUGGCAGUAAAAGCCUUUUCUGCUGGCUUGCUAAAGGUUAUAAAUGUCAAAAGGUGAAAGGUCAGGGUUCCUGUUCCCCAGGCGAUGUCUCUGUGUGUAACCCCUCUUCCUGGAGAGAGACAUGUUACCAUGACACUAAAAACACAACCUGAAACUCACACAGACACAGCAGGAACAGAUCCUUCCUGCCAUAUCCUGGUGCCAGUAUUCUUUGCUGUCUGCGGUGUCUGCACUGACUGCCCAGUAUUACAGGUCUGUGGCAGAGAUGUCUCUCUCACACACUCGCAUACACUCAUACAUACUCACACACACACGUACAUACAUACUUACACACUCAGCGUGCACACAUUCAUGUACACGCUAACGCAUACACACACUCUUACACUAAGCCCACCAGCAGAGCGGGCUGCACUCAGAGACAACGUCCUGAUCUUGCUUCUGUUGUCAUGAUUA
Molecule: messenger RNA, 1623 nt
Organism: Megalops cyprinoides (Indo-Pacific tarpon)
Lineage: Eukaryota; Metazoa; Chordata; Actinopteri; Elopiformes; Megalopidae
Exons: 6
Coding region: 153-500 (115 amino acids)
Source: RefSeq, a predicted model, not a curated record